This is a messenger RNA of Gracilinanus agilis (Agile Gracile Mouse Opossum), 2203 nucleotides long. RefSeq names its product tubulin tyrosine ligase like 6 (gene TTLL6). Gene Ontology annotation, biological process: microtubule cytoskeleton organization; protein polyglutamylation. The transcript is spliced from 12 exons. Lineage: Eukaryota; Metazoa; Chordata; Mammalia; Didelphimorphia; Didelphidae. Gene Ontology annotation, molecular function: tubulin binding; tubulin-glutamic acid ligase activity. Gene Ontology annotation, cellular component: cilium. The record is from RefSeq and is a predicted model, not a curated record.
GGACAACCCUCGGCCUCUCCUCAAUGGGAAAAAGAGGGCGGUUAAUUUACUCAGGAGGGCGGGAAUGGCUAUCAAAAGAAAGGGCCAAUCGAAGUCCCGAAAUCUGGCGCGUGCAAAAACCAAGCUCCGGCCCACCAAAAGCUGGGGUAACCGCAGAGUGUUACUGGCGAUGGGUCACUGCGGCAAGGAUGACCUGAAGCCUAAGGCUUGGGAGCAAGAGGAGGCUACGUCCGCUUUGACUGAGAGUGAUAGGGAAAGCAGAAUGGGGGCGAGCGGGGGCAAGAGGAUCCACGGGUGUUUGAAGAGGGAAGGGAAUGUAAAAGAGACCCCCAAAUUUGAUUCAAGGGUGUCUGCCCUGGAAGAAGAGGAAAGAGGAACUCCAUCCCCAGAGAUGCCACAAUUCUUGGCUUUGGAAGAAGUGGAGUUGGGAGAGUCAGAUGAGAGGGAGGAUAUUUCUGGAGAUGAACAAGCAAGAAGGCAUAUUACUCUGGCUUUUGUUGAGAAAGAUAAUGUGUUAUCCUUGAAGAAAGAUACCAUGGUAUCCUUGAAGAACUGUUCGCAGCGUCAUUAUAAGAAGAAGAAGAAAAAAAGAUGAUUGGUGAUUAAUCUAUCCAGCUGCCGAUAUGAUAGUGUUCGUCGGGCUGCCCGGCUCUAUGGCUUACGUGAAGGAGGAGACCAUGAUGAUUGGACCCUUUAUUGGACAGAUUUCUCCGUCUCCCUUGAUCGAGUAAUGGAAAUGAAAUGUUACCAGAAGAUCAACCAUUUCCCUGGAAUGAGUGAAAUCUGCCGAAAGGACCUGCUGGCCAGGAAUAUGAGUCGUAUGAUAAAGCUUUUCCCCAAAGAAUUCCAUUUUUUCCCUAGAACUUGGUGUCUUCCUGCAGAUUGGGGUGAUUUGCAGAAUUAUAGCAGGUCAAAAAAAUAUAAGACUUUUAUCUGUAAGCCAGACUCUGGCUGCCAAGGAAAAGGUAUAUUUGUUACGCGGUCUGUAAGAGAUAUCAAACCAGGAGAGGAUAUGAUCUGCCAGCUCUAUAUUUCAAAGGAGAAUAUCUGUAUGCAUUUGACUAACUAUUCUAUUAACAAACACAGUUCUAAUUUUGUACGAGAUGGAAACUCUGGCAGCAAGAGGCAGCAGAUCCAGGCAUUACGGCUGAAGGAGGAGAAGAAAGCCUUAUAUCUGCACGAGAAGAAGAAUGAGCUUCAGGGUGAAUCAGCAGGUGAUGGGACCAGGGUCUCUCGCCCAGAGAAGGCAAAACAAAGAACUUCUGUGUACAGCGCCAGACAACUCUCCAAUUCUUCCAUGUUGCUGCCCUGUACCUCCACCUUGGACUCAGAAUCGAAGCAAAAGGAAACUGAGUCUCUGAAAUACCUAGAACCCUCCGGCCCUCUUCAGGAGACCCCCAAGCAGGAGGCCAAGGCCAAGGCCACCUUUACGGAGAAAGCUAGUGUGUGUCACUACAGCUCUGUGCCUGACCUGAGGAAGUCCCUCUUCACCAGCCCAGGAAAGCAGGAAUCCUGGAAUCCCAUCUCUGCAAAUGUCGAAGAAUCCAGCUCAUUCCCUGAUUUUCUUGCUUUGAUGGAAACCUCCUCAUUAUUCAGUAGCUGCUCCCAGUCCCCAGAACCAUUACCAAGCUUAAUCUCAUCACCCAGCUCUAUAUCAUCUAAUUGCACCCGUGAAGAAAUAGAUAGUCCCGUCGAAAUCCCCUACCAGCCCAUGAAGUUUGUCCAGCACUUCUCCCAGGAGAAACUAUUGUCUUUCAACAAGCCUCGCACCCAGUGGGGCUAUGUACCGAAGCCCUGGAAACCCUCCUACUGCUCUGACAGCAUCAAAAAGCAGUUCCUGAUGUCCCAGCUGGUUGGCAGUUUCCCCCUGGGAGCCCAGUUAUUCCCGACCAGCCGCAACCCAAAGCUGUUGCAGAAAAACCAAAAAAUGCUGCUUUUUGUCUUUCCAGAAGCCGUCUCCCACUAUCGAUCCUGUAGGAGCCAAAACUCGGUAGAGAAGAGAACCAAGGAGGUUCCCACCCAACGGCUGCUCCUCCAGAGGCCACAGAGACAGUGCAAACCUCAGAAGGAACUACUGGUGAUUGCCACACCAGCCAGGCUUGAUCCGAGGCCUCACAAAAACAGGAGGAUUAUAGGGAGGGAUCAGAGUGGUGGGAAAGCCCCUUGCAGGGGCUCCUCAUUUUCCAGCAAGAAAGCCACCUAG